AUGCGCGACGUCGCGGAGGAGCUCGUGGACGUGGACCCCGGGGCGAUCCGCCCGGUGGAGAAGACGCAGGCGAGCGACGCGCACUCGAAGGCCCUGGACGGCGUCCUCCCGUCAGACGACGACGCGAACGACCGCGCGGCGUCCGCCGUCUCGCGGCGCCGCCUGCGUCCCCCGCUCGACGCGUUCGUGCUCUCGGACGUCCUCGAUCGCGACGAGUGCGCCGCGCUCGUACGAUGCGCGGACGACGCGUCGUACUCGUUCUGGAACGCGUCCGCGUCCUCGCGCGCGUUCCGCGACUCGGACACCGUCGAGGUGACGUCCGCGAAGUGCGCGAACGCGCUGUGGCGCCGCCUGCGCGCGCACGUCGUCCCGACCGUCGUCGUCGACGCGUCGCAUCCGCUGCACGAGUCGGGCGUCGAGGGCGAGUGGGUCGCGAUCGGCGUCAACCCGCACCUGCUCUUCAACAAGUACAAACCGAACGGGCACUUCUCGCCGCACACGGACGGCGCGACGAUCGUGGACUUGAACACUCGGAGUCUGUACAGCGUGUUGGUGUACCUGAACGCGUGCGACGACGGCGGCGGCACGGCGCUGUUCGCGCCGCCGCCGGGGACGACGAUGGGAAAGUUUCUGCCGCCCACCGACGACGACGGCGGCGGCGGCGGCGGCGGGAAGUAUCGGUGGCCGGAGGCUUGGCGCGCGGACGAGGCGCCGUGCUCGCCCGGCACGGCGCUGAUAUUCCGGCAGGACAUCCCGCACGAGGGCGUCCCGGUCGGGGAAGGGUGCGAGAAGAUACUCAUACGCACGGACGUCAUGUACGAGCGCCGGGUGAAGGUUUUCGACGACGACGCGGGGCGGGAGGCGUACAGACUGCACCGCUCCGCCGCGGUCCUCCGAGCUCCGUUCCUCCGCGCGCAUCGCCGCGCGUCGCCGCGAGCCGUCGCCAUGGCCGCCGCCGUGACGAACGCCGAUACCGCGUUCACGGACCACUCCUCGCAGUCCAACUACCCGACCGCGAAGGUGACGCACACCGCGUUCGACGUCGACGUCGACUUCGACUCGAGAACGAUCGCCGGGCGCGUCGUCCUCUCCGUCCUCGCCUCGAACGACGUGGACGAGCUCGUGCUCGACACGCGCGACCUCGCGAUCGAGAAGUGCGUCGUCGACGGCGCGGACGCGACGUUCGCGCUGCAAGCCGACGCGCACCCGGUCAUGGGCUCGGCGCUGACGAUCGCGUUCCCGACCCCUCUCGCCGCGGGCGCGACGGCGUCCGUGGAGGUGUCGUACAAGACGUCGCCGUCGUCCUCCGCGGUGCAGUGGCUGCGACCGGAGCAGACCGCGGGGGGUUCGCAUCCGUACUUGUUCACGCAGUGCCAGGCGAUCCACGCGCGGUCGCUGUACCCGUGCCAAGAUUCCCCCGCGGCGAAGAUGACCUACGAGGCGAAGGUGUCGGCGCCGUCCGCGCUGACGGCGUUGAUGUCCGCCAUACCCACGGGCUCGACGCCCGCGCCCGGCGGCGCGAAGACGACGUACGCGUUCGAGCAGAAGGUGCCGAUCCCGCCGUACCUCCUCGCGCUCGCGGUCGGGGAUCUGGAGUCGCGCGAGAUCGGGCCGCGGAGCAGGGUGUGGAGCGAGCCUUCGAUGGUGGAGGCGGGCGCGUUUGAGUUCAACGAGACGGAGGACUUCCUCGCCGCGGCGGAGGAGGUCGCGGGGCCGUACGUGUGGGGGCGGUACGACCUCCUGCUCCUCCCGCCGUCGUUCCCGUACGGAGGGAUGGAGAACCCGUGUUUAACGUUCGUCACGCCGACGUUACUCGCGGGCGAUCGAAGCCAGGCGCACGUCGUCGCGCACGAGAUCGCGCACAGCUGGAGCGGCAACCUCGUCACGAACAGCACGUGGGAGCACUUCUGGCUGAACGAGGGGUUCACGGUGUUCGUGGAGCGGAAGAUCAUGCACAAGCUGUACGGCAAGGCGAUCUUCGACUUCAACGCGAUCGGGGGACUGAUGGAGCUGAAGGAGACGGUGGCGCGGUUGGGCCCCGAGCACCCGCACACGGUGCUGCAGCCGACGUUGGAGGGCGGCGUCGACCCGGACGACGUGUUCAGCAAGGUCCCGUACGAGAAGGGAUUCGCGUUCUUGGUGUACCUGGAGCACAUGACGCGGCUGGACGGUCACGGGGAGAAGGACGCGCUCGACGCCGCGAACGGCACGGACGCGUUCGCGACGUUUCUGCGGUCGCACUUCGAGAAGAACAAGUUCGCGACGACGACGAGCGAGAAAUUCCGGGCGUCGUACGCGGCGGCGUUCCCGGUCGCGUCCGCGCAGGUCGAUUGGGACGCGUGGCUCCGCGCGCCCGGGAUGCCCCCCGUGGACGUCGGCGCGUACUACGACGGGUCGUCCUCCGCCGCGAGCGGCGACCUCGCGAGGCGUUGGCACCUGUGCGACGUCUUGGGGAUGGGAUCGCCGAGCCGACCGGCGGACGUCUCCGCCGCGGACGUGGAAGGGUGGUCGUCGACGCAGAUCGACCACUUCCUUCUGUCGCUGCUGGAGUACCGAGGCGGGACGCACCCGCUGUCGCUGCCGGUGAUCGCGUCGCUCGAGGAGCUGUACGGCCUGAGCGCGUACAAGAACAGCGAGAUCAAGUGUAAGUGGCUGCAGUUGCGGCUGGGCGCCGGGGACGUCGACGCGUUCGCGCCGACGGCGGAGAUGUUGCGGAGCAUGGGGCGGAUGAAGUACCUGCGGCCGCUGUACCGGUCGCUGAAGCUGUGCAAGGAGGGAGGGAAAGCGUUCGCGGAGGAGACAUUUCAGAAGACGCGCGGGAUGUAUCAUCCGAUCGCGGAGAAGAUGGUCGCCGCGGACUUGGGCGUGGCGUAG
Messenger RNA from Micromonas pusilla CCMP1545, 2874 nucleotides. RefSeq lists its product as uncharacterized. Lineage: Eukaryota; Viridiplantae; Chlorophyta; Mamiellophyceae; Mamiellales; Mamiellaceae. Gene Ontology annotation, biological process: proteolysis. The transcript is spliced from 2 exons. Gene Ontology annotation, cellular component: cytosol. The record is from RefSeq and is a predicted model, not a curated record. Bases 1 to 2874 code for a protein of 957 amino acids. Gene Ontology annotation, molecular function: iron ion binding; zinc ion binding; oxidoreductase activity, acting on paired donors, with incorporation or reduction of molecular oxygen.